CGUUUUGACGAGAAGUGGCUGCAUUAGUUUGGUUUACCGUGUGGCGUACUCCGGCUUAGUCUUCUGAACUGUGGCUGCUUAAGUCUCCCUCCCUCGUUCCCCAUGCAAAAAUAACCUUCUUUAGAUUGUCUGAGCGGUGAAGCCUGUUCUGCUCUCUUCUCUUGUUACUGGUGUGUUGCUAAUGGUUAAAAGUGCUGAAAGUGCUUCAGUUGGUGUCCAAGAGCACUUCCCUUAAGACCACAUUGCUGACAGCUAGCCUCAAUCCUUCUUUUCUAAUUGGCAUUUUGGCAUCUCUUCGGAGUACGGCUUAAUUCUUUUACUGCUAAGCUCCUUUUCUUCCUUCCUUUCAGACGGUUUGGUUCCUAGCUCUGUUCCUGCGUGUUUCCUCUGACCAGCAGCUCGCGGCAGCGGUGCCUGACGUCUGUUCGACUGGUGUUCCUUCUCUGCUUGUGUUUUCUGCCCUUCCUUCCCCCAGGCAAAAACCAGUAAUUUGAUCAAAUUGCCUGUAGGCUCAUAACAAGCGCUCAGUGUGUGGUGUCUGUUUUUCCCUUCUGAGGAGCUGGAUACAGUGCCUUUGUUGAAGCGUUGCACAUGCUGGAAUUGCCUGUCCCCCUGAUGUAUUCCGGGAUGGCAACUAGGUGACGACAGUUGAGGAUGACCCUGACUGAAAAACUGCGCGAGAGGAUAUCGCGGGCGUUCUACAACCACGGGCUGCUGUGUGCUUCCUACCCUAUUCCCAUCAUCCUCUUUACUGGGCUCUGCAUUCUGGCCUGCUGUUACCCGCUGCUGAAGCUGCCGCUGCCUGGAACGGGACCUGUGGAGUACAGCACCCCCGUGAAGGAUUACUCCCCACCCUCUCCGGACGCGGCUCUGCAGCAAGGGGAUCUCGGCGAGCGUCCCGACUGGUAUGUUGGUGCUCCUGUGGCCUACAUUCAGCAGAUCUUUGUGAAAGCUACCGUCUCCCCAUGGCAGAAGAACUUCCUGGCUGUUGAUGUGUUCCGUUCGCCCCUCUCCCGCGUCUUCCAGCUAGUGGAGGAGAUUAGAAACCAUGCCCUGAGAGACAGUUCUGGUGUCAAAAGCUUGGAGGAAGUUUGCCUUCAGGUAACAGAUCUUCUGCCUGGCCUCAAGAAGCUGCGGAAUCUGCUCCCCGAGCAUGGCUGUCUGUUGCUGUCUCCAGGCAACUUCUGGCAGAACGACCGAGAGCGAUUCAAUGCCGACCCAGAUAUCAUCAAAACCAUCCACCAGCAUGAACCAAAGACGUUACAAACAUCCGCUACUCUCAAAGAUCUGUUGUUUGGGCUCCCUGGGAAGUACAGCGGGGUGAACCUCUACAAUAGGAAGCGCGUGGUGUCGUACACUGUCACACUGGGUCUCCGGCGGUAUGAUUCCAGGUUCCUCAGCAGCCUCCGCUCUCGCCUCAAGCUGCUGCAUCCCAGCCCCAACUGCACGCUGCGAGAGGAGAACAUCGUUCACGUCCACUUCAAGGAGGAGAUUGGCAUCGCCGAGCUGAUACCCCUCGUCACCACCUACAUUAUACUCUUCGCUUACAUCUACUUCUCCACACGGAAGAUUGACAUGGUGAAAUCGAAAUGGGGCCUGGCACUGGCAGCGGUCGUGACGGUGCUCAGCUCUCUGCUCAUGUCCGUCGGGCUGUGCACGCUCUUUGGUUUGACGCCUACUCUUAAUGGAGGAGAGAUAUUUCCAUACUUGGUUGUAGUCAUUGGCCUAGAGAACGUGUUGGUUCUCACCAAGUCAGUCGUCUCUACGCCCGUUGACCUGGAAGUGAAGCUACGCAUUGCCCAAGGCUUGAGCAAUGAGAGCUGGUCCAUUAUGAAGAACAUGGCCACAGAGCUUGGGAUCAUCUUGAUCGGGUAUUUCACCCUUGUCCCGGCCAUCCAGGAGUUCUGCCUCUUCGCUGUGGUCGGCCUGGUGUCUGACUUCUUUCUGCAGAUGUUUUUCUUCACUACCGUGCUGUCCAUUGACAUUCGCCGUAUGGAGCUCGCUGACCUGAACAAACGGUUGCCAGCGGAAGCCUGCAUGCCCCCAGCGAAGCCCGUCAGCCGCUCUCAGCGCUACGAACGCCAGCCCGCCAUGCGACCUGCCACCCCCCACACCAUCACCCUGCAGCCAUCGUCUUUCAGGAAUCUGCGCCUGCCAAAGAGGCUGCGGGUGAUUUACUUCUUCGCCAGGACCCGGCUGGCCCAGAGACUCAUCAUGGCUGGGACGGUGAUCUGGAUCGGAAUCCUGGUUUACACGGAUCCUGCUGGUCUCCGCACCUACCUCACGUCACAGGUCACCGAACAAAGUCCUUUGGGUGAAGCAGGUCUGCCUCCUAUGCCUGUUCCUGGAGGGGUCCUACCUGCUGGGAACCCCAAGAUUGAUCUCUCAGUCUUCCCGUCGGACCCUAUACAGCUGUCGGAAAACCAGACGCAGCAGCGUGAGCAGAAGUCAGGGCUGGAGUCCCUGAACGGGCUGGAGACAAACCAGCACACUUGGGCCCAUGGACCAGAGGGCAAAGGGAAUGGACAGACGGAACUUGGAACGGAAGCAGAGGUUACCUGGGGAGCAGAGGAUGAGGAGAUUUGGAGGAAGCUUUCUUUCAGACACUGGCCAUCCCUCUUCAGCUACUACAAUAUCACUCUGGCCAAAAGAUACAUCAGCAUCCUUCCAGCAAUCCCUGUCACGCUGUACCUGAACCCACAAGAGGCCUUAGAAGUGCGGCAUCCCCAGGAGGCCAACCGCUACCACCCCUUCUUAUCUUCCACCAGUGGGAAGCUGGAUGCGGAAGCUCAGCCUGACCAAGCCUCAUCCAAGCUGCAAGGACACCAGGAUGUCACCCUUUACAAGGUGGCUGCUCUGGGUCUGGCCUCGGGCAUUAUCCUGGUCCUCCUGCUCUUCUGCCUGUACAGGGUGUUCUGCCCCAAGAACUACGGGCAGAACGGGCUCUCGCACAGCAGGAGGAAGAGGGGGGACCUGCCCUGUGACGAUUACGGCUACUCCCCGCCUGAGACCGAGAUCGUCCCCUUGGUUCUCAGGGGUCACCUCAUGGACAUCGAAUGUCUGGCUAGUGAUGGGAUGCUGCUUGUCAGCUGCUGCCUGGUGGGCCAGAUCCGUGUGUGGGAUGCUCAGACUGGCGACUGCCUCACCGUUAUUCCCAAACCCAGGUUGCGAAGAGACAGCAGUGGUGUUUUCGAUUACCAGGAGAGCUGGGAUCACAGUCCGGACGGCAAGAAUGGUCUGGAUGACUCCUUUGAGAACAGUCACCAGCUCAAGAGGAUGCUCAGCCCUCCCCAGCCUCCGCUUUUCUGCGACCAGCCCGACCUCACCUCUCUCAUUGACACGAACUUCUCUGAGCAGGUGAAGGUGGCCGAGUCGGAGACGCGGCUCCGUGCGGUGGGCGGUCGCCAGAAGGAGAGCGGCUAUGACUUCAGCAGCCUGGUUGGUAAAGUGUACGAAGAGCACGGCUCCUCCAACUGCAUGAACUUCACUGGCCUCUCAGCCCCGCAUGGACAGGCUGGAUUCUGCGUGGGGAGCGGCAGUCCCCGCUCCCUGGGCUGCGGGACCGAGGAGGGAGGCUGCAGCAGCCGCAGGAGGAGCCUGGGGGACGAGUCUUUUACGGGAUUUGACAAAUCGUCACCUCUUCCUUCCUGGGGAGGAGACUGGGAGAGCUCUGUCUGGAGCCUGGACCUGCAGGGGAACCUGAUUGUGGCGGGCCGGAGUAACGGGAAGCUGGAGGUUUGGGAUGCUAUCGAGGGGACCCUCCGUAGCACUAACGAGGAAGGUCAAUCUGGCAUCACCGCGCUCGUCUUCCUGAACAACCGGAUCGUCGCUGCCCGGCUGAAUGGCUCUUUAGAUUUCUUCUCUCUAGAGACACACACAUCCUUGAACCACCUGCAGUUCCGAGGAGCCCCGAGCAGAAGCAGCAUCCCGUCCUCCCCGGUGUUCAGCAGCAGCGACAUCGUCCUGUGUCAGCUCACCCACACCGUGUCCUGCGCCCACCAGAAGCCCAUCACGGCGCUGAAGGCUGCGGCGGGACGGCUGGUCACUGGCAGCCAGGACCACACGCUGAGAGUGUUUCGGCUGGAAGACUCGUGCUGUUUGUUCACGCUGCAGGGUCACUCGGGAGCGAUCACGGCUGUGUACAUCGACCAGACGAUGGUGCUAGCGAGCGGCGGCCAGGACGGGGCCAUCUGCCUUUGGGACGUGCUGACAGGGAGCAAGGUCAGCCACAUGUACGCCCACCGCGGGGACGUCACCUCCCUCACCUGCACAACGUCCUGCGUCAUCAGCAGCGGCUUGGACGACGUGAUCAGCAUCUGGGACCGCAGCUCGGGGAUCAAGCUCUAUUCCAUCCAGCAGGAGAUGGGCUGCGGUGCCAGCCUGGGCGUCAUCUCCGACAACCUGCUGGUGACGGGAGGCCAGGGCUGCGUCUCCUUCUGGGACAUCGGCUACGGCGACCUGCUCCAGACCGUCUACCUGGGGAAAAGCAACGAGUCGCAGCCGGCCCGGCAGAUCCUGGUGCUGGAGAACGCCGCCAUCGUCUGCAACUUCGGCAGCGAGCUCAGCCUGGUCUACGUGCCCUCCGUGCUGGAGAAGUUGGACUGAGGAGGAGGAGGAGCAGGCGCUGGAGCCGGGGCUGAGCGAGGAAGGUGGGACGGGGCACCCGGGCCCCUUCCCUUGACGAGGAGUGGGCGCAGGGACACCAGCUCCAGCGCCUCUGUCACCUCCCCGCCUUGUAAGCUGGACUCUUGUCACCCAAUGGUCUGCAGGGCCCGAGCCCGCUUGUUCCCGUUUCCAGCAUCUUCCGCGCGGUCGCUGGUGCUCCCUGGAGGCGCAAUGGUCCCCCGGGGGCUGUGGGGACAGAACACCGAGCUCCUGCUCGGGAUGGGACAGGAGGCGGGGACAGCACGUGGUGGUGGUGGUGGCUCCCCCAGGCUGCCCGGGGAGACGGAGUGACAGCAGCGGGUGCUGGAGGAGCGGCGGUGCCUUGCGGCAGCCCCGGCUCGGGGCAGGAGCGGGGCCGUGGUGGGCAGGACACCCUGCAGCACCCGUCCCAGCCCAUCGCCCGCUCCCGGGGCACCGAGAGCAGCCCUGCACGCCCAGCCUGGCCCGGCAGCGGCUGCGAGUGCGAGCCCCGGGCCAGAGCGGAGCAGCCGGGGGCCACCAUCCCUGGGGGAGGCCAGAGUCCCUGUUCCCCCCAUCCCGGGAGAAGGACGGGGCUGAGCCCGCGGGGCACUGGGCUUUGGCCUCCAGGUGCCUUAGAGCGCGGGCAGGGCCCCAGCCCUCGGGGCUCUGUGCCGCGGCCGUCCCUGCCCUAUUUAUUUAUGUGCUGUAUAUAUUUAUUUAUUAUGGCAGGAGAGUGCGGGAGCAGCGCCCGCCCUCACUCCACCAACCGCCGUGGCAGAGCCGCCCUUCCCGGCUCCCUCCUCCGCUCCGUUUGCAGCAAUAGCACCUUCCUCCUCCUCCUCCUCCUCCUCCUCCUCCUCUUCCUGCUGCGGGGCCAGAGAGGAGGCUUUUCUCAGGUUGGGAGGGGGCAGGCAGCCCUUGCCCCAUCCUCCCUGUGGGAAAAGGGGAGAAGGUCCCUUGGGAUGGAGGGGGGGGAAAUGGCCCGACUGAUGCCGGGGGGGGAGCGGGGAGGGCUCGGGGCCAGCAGCCCCCCCAGAGCUGAACCCCUUCCUCUAACGCUCUCUUCCCUCAAGUGACCGCCGAUGACGUCUGUUAAUUGAACCCCGGUGAUUGUAGGGGCAGGCGGGGAGGCCCUGGAGGGACCCAAGGCCCGGGUGCUCCCCCGGGGCAGCCCCCCCCCCCCCCGGCCCCCCCUCUGCCGCGGGUGGCCUUAGCCCAGCUGUACGCUUUGUACUGUACAGGGGACGCUUUUUGUACCAGAUUGUGUUUUAUAACGUGUACGAGGACACCUCCAUUAAACGGAACUAACCCGA
Molecule: messenger RNA, 5939 nt
Organism: Chroicocephalus ridibundus (black-headed gull)
Lineage: Eukaryota; Metazoa; Chordata; Aves; Charadriiformes; Laridae
Gene: SCAP
Product: SREBF chaperone
Exons: 23
Coding region: 655-4605 (1316 amino acids)
Biological process (GO): regulation of cholesterol biosynthetic process; SREBP signaling pathway
Cellular component (GO): endoplasmic reticulum membrane; SREBP-SCAP complex; Golgi membrane
Molecular function (GO): protein binding; sterol binding
Source: RefSeq, a predicted model, not a curated record